Messenger RNA from Saccostrea echinata, 1534 nucleotides. RefSeq lists its product as uncharacterized. The record is from RefSeq and is a predicted model, not a curated record. Lineage: Eukaryota; Metazoa; Mollusca; Bivalvia; Ostreida; Ostreidae. The transcript is spliced from 5 exons. The coding region runs from base 377 to 961 and encodes 194 amino acids.
GUUGACUGAUAAUUUAUGUCACCUUGAGACAAUUACGAGACUUUUAUGGUAUAUUAAUUGACUCUCCAAUCUGUCACAUUUGUUUCCGCAAUAGUCCAGCCUUCUUACGAGUUUUGAUGUCUAUCAAAUUACUACAUGUGUACUCUUCCAUUGCAAAAUUUAUUGUCAGACUCAGCGAUGAAAUAUAAAGUCGACCGCCCUCUGUUGGCACUGUAUGUGUUCAGAAGGAGCGAUUCUCUGGGAUUAAAACCUGUCAAACUGUUCAGCUAAAUAAAGCACAAUAGCCUGAGAACAUCAAUCAACGUUAUGUCACCGUGUGCUUAGUUUACAUCGAACCCCCUGUUGAACAAUCACACACACAGAGUAGCCUUUCCGAAUGCUUACAGUGACGACGAUGAUUUACACAUAUUUACAGACGCUGUGCCCAGUAGCUUUUUUUGCGGUGAUUCUGAUGUAUAAUCCUAUAAAUGGAAACCAUCAAGGCUGGCUGUCUCAGGCCACGUGCCCUUGCAAACCUGCAGGGACCUUAGCAAGGACUGUUCUGAAACUAUAUAGAGGACUUUUUGUAAAACCCAAGGAAGUUUACAACCUUCCGGUUAUAAAACCAGUUGGUGGUAGGAGUGAGCAUCAAGGGAAUUUAACAACAUAUACUGUUCACACAGUAACAAGUAAAGAGAAAAAAAUACCUUCUUGCUGUAAUACAGAAUAUGCAUUCGAGAUAUUUAAUAAAACUGACUUCAAUAAGAGAAUAUUGAAAGUGGUUCAUUUUCAAAAUGCCUAUCAGUUUGUUCCCACUGGAAUCUGUCCACCAAAGACAAAAUGUGGACAAGGAGAUUGUAUCCAGAGAUAUCGCCAUCAUUGGCUUCUUGUAUGGGACGAUACACUGCAGCAUUACCCCCCAGUGACAUUUAUUCCGGUAGAAAUCCCCUCUCAUUGUGAAUGUGCCAAUGUCGGGUCGUAGGAUACACGCCCGUUAAAAUUUUGGCAGAAAACGUAGUGAGCUAAAUGCCUUAAAUAAGUCUUACCCUUUAUGGCACUAGAAUUCAUUAUGAUUUCUCUAUUUUUGUGCUUUAUACGAUAGACUAUGUCGUGUCUCAAUGUUAUAAAAGCGUGGUUACGUGCAAAAAAAAGUUCAAAGGUUUUCAAAAUACAGGUGUAUUUUAAUGUGUCUACGGACAGUAAAUCCGGUGUUAAAUAUAUAUACAUAUAUAAAUAUGUUUAUAUUAAUGUGUAUCUUGUUUCCUCGGAAAUGAAGAGGAACUCAAACUGCAAAUUUUAUAUUAUUUUUUAUGCAUAUGUCAUAUAAUUCCUUUUUGUAGCGUGCCAUCAUAAUUUUUAUGCAAAUAUUAAGAUAGCGCUGAAUUCGCUAGAGAAACUAAAAUCGAUAUUAAUUCUAUCUGAUGUUUAUGUAUCCAUGUCAGAAAAUUGAUUUCUGCAACUAAUUGUACUCAUAGAUGUUUUGAUGGAAUUUUAAAAAUAUGAUGCAAAUGUCACACAAGUAAUCUACAAAUAAAAUUCCUGGUUUAGGUUAAAA